Molecule: messenger RNA, 1638 nt
Organism: Oryza sativa Japonica Group (Japanese rice)
Lineage: Eukaryota; Viridiplantae; Streptophyta; Magnoliopsida; Poales; Poaceae
Cellular component (GO): nucleolus
Molecular function (GO): protein binding
Source: RefSeq, a predicted model, not a curated record
AACCCUAGCCUCCCCCCCUCUUUAUGCUCUUCCUCCCGCGCCAACUCGCCCUCUCCGCCGCCGCCGCCGCCGCCGCCAUGGCCAAGGAGGAGUCGAGGAAGGAGAAGAAGGCCAAGACCAAGGCGGCGUCCUCCGCCGCCGCCGUCCCCGACGCGAGGAGGGCCGCCGUGGUGGCCGCGGUCGCCGCCUUCCUCGAGUCCAGCGGCUUCCCCCGCGCGCUCGCCGCGCUCCAGUCCGAGGCCAACCUCGAGGCGGGUUCUUGGCGGUCGUCGCCGGUGAGCCUGGAAGAGUUGGUUUCCGGAUUCUUGGAGGACUCGAGCAAUUAUGCUCCAGGAGCCAGCAUCAAUGGGAGUAUCGAGCACGAGAAAACAGCCGCCGUUGUCGCGGAAGAUGCUGGCAAGAAGAAGAAAAAGAAAGGCAGUGACACGAAAGUGAGUGAAGCUGAGAACAAGGUGGCUGAGCCUUCUGCCGUGGAAAAGCCCAGUGAAAAUGCGGAUGUCGAGACCAAAGAAAAGAAACAGAAGAAGAAAAGCAAGAAACAAGAAAACGACGAGGAUGUCGAAGCUAGGCUGGAAAAGGCAGAAUCGGCUAUCAUUAACAAAUUUGAGACCGUGGACACAUUGAAGGAGGAUAGCAAGAAUGGUUUGGUUGAUGUUGCUCCUGUGGAGAAAGGGAAGAAAAAGAAGAAAGGAAAAUCAACUCCUGAGACAUCAGAUAAGGUUGACACAGGAAGUACAGAUGCUGGGGCUGAUUGUGCCAAGGGAAAGGGUGAUGCUGCAGAGAUGGAGAAAGACAACAAUGAAAAGAAAAGUAAAAAGAAGCUGAAGAAGUCCAAGGAAAACGUUGAGGUGGUUGAAAACAAAGAAGUUGCAGGGAAAGAUUCAGCUCCUAAAUCAAAUGAUGAGAACAAUAGUGGAAUGGAGACUGAGAAGGGGGAAAAUGGAAUGCCUCCAAGUGAUAAUGCGGUAGUUGGCAAAAAGCGGAAACUAGAAGAAGUCGAAGGAAGCAACCUCCCUGCUAAAGAAGAUAACACAGCUAGCCAGAAGCUCAGCAAUGGUUCUUCAGAGGAUGAUGGUGCCAAACCGAAUAAAAGGCAGAAAAAAUCAUCUGAACCCAAAACUGUGAAUGCAUUUCAACGGGUGAAACUAGAGGAUGUUAAAUUUGCUGAUGAUAGGCUUCAGGAUAACUCAUAUUGGGCUAAGGGUGGUGCAGACUCUGGGUAUGGUGCAAAGGCACAAGAGGUUCUUGGGCAAGUUAGAGGAAGGGGCUUUAGACAUGAGAAGACCAAGAAGAAGCGUGGAACCUACAGGGGUGGGCAGAUCGAUUUACAAACCCACUCAAUCAAGUUCAACGAUUCAGAUGACGAGUGAUCGCUUCAAUUUUGCGAGUCGCUCACAGUUUACCAUUCUUGCCAUCGUUUACAUGAUGAUCAGCCUUCAGAAAGAAUGAACUGGAGGGAAUGCUGCGUGUGUGGCGAAUUCAGGAGGAACAUGAAAUUGCUUUAUUAUGCCCAUUUUGUUAGUGCUGGGUGCCCUGCUAAAUCAUCAAAAUUUUGUAUUGAUACUCACUGAGAUGUAUCAUUUUGCCACUGCUAAUACAAAGUGCAAGAGUAUUAGUACAUCACAUCUUACUUUUUUU